Messenger RNA from Mya arenaria, 1829 nucleotides. RefSeq lists its product as uncharacterized. The coding region runs from base 73 to 1476 and encodes 467 amino acids. NCBI's taxonomy places the organism in Eukaryota, Metazoa, Mollusca, Bivalvia, Myida, Myidae. Gene Ontology annotation, biological process: carbohydrate metabolic process. The transcript has 2 exons. The record is from RefSeq and is a predicted model, not a curated record.
AACAACAACAUUGAUUUAAUAUUCAUUGUAGCAAUUAAUUGUAACACGGGAUAUAUUAACACUGUGUGCAAAAUGUUGUGUUUACGAAUUGUCCUGACCUCACUGUGCUGGACCGCGGCUGUUUGGGCGCUUUUGCUAUCGGUAUGGACAGACGCGGAUACGGACACGUCAGUGUGUUCACCGGAAAUGUACGGGAACGACACAGCUGCGUACUGGGCUUGCCGCAUACAGUUUGCACAUCAGGCCAACUGGUUCCCGUCCCCUAUAGCCGGGCUUUUCAGUUACGAGAUCUGGAACGGCUACGACGGUUUCUGGCAGAACGGCGCUGUCCUGGAAACAUUCGUCAACUUCCUGGCAAAUACAAACGCUACCCACACUCGCUACACGAGCGUGAUCAAAGGUGGGGAGCGGAACCUUUACAGCCUGUUAGAGGCCUACGGGCCCUACCCCUCCUUUGACGACAUGGGGUGGUACGGACUCGCCUUCGCGCGGAUACAUGAGGUUCUCGGGGAUCCACAGUUUCUCCAAGAUGCCGAGGACAUAUUUGAUUGGUGUUGGCGCACGGGCUGGGACACGAGCGGUAAUUGCAGUGGUGGAUUCUGGUUUGAUAACAGGUUCGAUUCCAAGCAGACCAUCACCAAUGCACAAUUGCUACAACUUAGUGCAAAGCUAUACAGGAUGACAAAUAACACUGACUAUGGGAAGAAGAUGCACCAGAUUUAUGAGUUUAUUGUUUAUAACGACCUUAUUAACAAUUCAUCUUAUUUAGUAUCUGAUGGAGCGACAGCGAACUGCACUGCUGCAGAUGUCUACGGACCUACUUACAACUCUGGCGUUAUGAUCGGCGCAAUGGCGGCCAUGUACAAGGCGACUGGAUUUACUUCUUACAAUGACCUUGGAUAUAAAAUUGCGAUUGGAAUUCUCGAACACUAUUGCAAUGAAAAUGGCAUCUUGGUGGAAUACUGUAACCCGAAUUGCAACGACGACGCUUUAAUGUACAAAGGAAUCUUUGCACGAAAUGUAAGAUACCUCAUCGAUGUUCUUGAUGAUCCUAUUAGAGAAGACUACUUGCUAAACUGGCUCGACCUUCAGGUCAAAUCCAAUAUUGAACACAAUAUAUGCGACCUCAAUCCUUUAACAAAAUGCAACAUUAGUUACAAAGACGGGCCAGCUUAUUAUAACAAAUCCGGGCCCGUGUUUUCACCAGAUUGGCGAGGCCCGUUCACCUACGGGGCCCCAAUGCAACAAACCUCCGUCCUUGACCUCAUGAUAGCCGCCAUCCGUCCGGGCACCAAUUGCACUGGUAAAUACUGCAACUAUGACCCGUACUACCCGGCACCCCAACCCCUCACGUGUGGGAGUAGGCCCUGUCCUGAGGGGGAGGAUUGUUGCGAGUACAGCCCCUACACGUCAUACACGUGCUGCUAUACCAACCAGCACUGCAAUCAGACUGCUGGAAUUUGUGUUGGCAACUAGUGAUGUUGUGUUUGGCACUAUUGAGUAGUGUGGUUUUAUAUGUGAUAACAACUAGUCACGCUGUGUUUGGCACUAUUGAGUAGUGUUGUUUUAUAUGUGAUAACAACUAGUGAUGCUGUAGUGUUAGUCACUAUUGGGAAGUGUUGGUGUAUAAGUGAAAACAACUGGUGACAUUGAGCUGGACACUAUUUGGUAGUAUUGUUGCAUUUAUAAUUACAACUACUGCUGCUGUGCUUAGCAUUAUUGGGUAGUGUUGUUUCAUACAUUGUUUGUUUUGUAAGAGUUGUAAGAUUGGACUUAAUUGGUUUUAUAGAUAUGUGGAUUUAUCAGUUUUCAGAACCUUUAAAGUAAUA